This is a messenger RNA of Brienomyrus brachyistius, 2026 nucleotides long. RefSeq names its product olfactory receptor 1496-like. Gene Ontology annotation, biological process: G protein-coupled receptor signaling pathway. Gene Ontology annotation, molecular function: G protein-coupled receptor activity; olfactory receptor activity. The transcript is spliced from 2 exons. Gene Ontology annotation, cellular component: membrane. Bases 86 to 1012 code for a protein of 308 amino acids. Lineage: Eukaryota; Metazoa; Chordata; Actinopteri; Osteoglossiformes; Mormyridae. The record is from RefSeq and is a predicted model, not a curated record.
GGCACAACAAGCCUGGUCUGACUCAGAAGCAGACGACCAGGCAGUUUUACUCUUUCCAAGAAGCUCCUAACAAAAUCUGAAAGCCAUGGACAAUAUGUCAGAGGUGACGUCCUUCGUUCUCACAGGCUACUUCGAAAUGGAGGACAUGAAGCACCUGUACUUCACAGUCUUCUUCCUGCUGUACAUCACGACCGUUUUUGCGAAUGUCCUUCUCAUCUGCGUGAUCUGUGCUGAGAGGAGUCUGCACGACCCCAUGUACAUUUUUUUGUGCAAUCUGGCAGUGAAUGGGAUGUACGGCAGCACGUCCUUAGUGCCCUCCAUUCUGGGACAGCUGAUGUCCCCCUCGCACAUCGUGUCUCUGGGCUGCUGCCUGGCCCAGAUUUACUCUUUACACACGUACGUUAUCACAGAAUUUUCAGUGCUGGCAGUCAUGAGCUAUGACAGAUACAUUGCGAUCUGUUACCCCUUACAUUACCACAUCAUCAUGUCUCCCCGCAAGGUGUGUGUGCUGGUUGUCCUCUCCUGGAUUUACCCCUCCGUCGCUUUUGGCAUCUACUUCAUAUUCACCGCAAAGCUCACCUUCUGCAGAAAACUCAUACCUAAAAUUCACUGCAUGAACUUCGAGUUAGUCAGACUGUCUUGUUUUAGCACUUACGUUCACAGCAUCGUCGGCCUUGUGGCUACAGUGUUCUAUCUCGUUCCCCAGAUCCUGAUGAUGCUGUUUUCAUAUGUGCACAUAUUCAGGAUUUGCCUGAAAGCCUCCAAGGAAUCCCGAGCCAAAGCCGCUCAAACAUGCACGCCUCACCUGAUAGCUGCCAUCAAUUUUUCUGUGGGCUGCUUUUUUGAAGUCAUCCAAAGCCGGUUCGACUCGAACAGCCUUUCCUUCGAGUCACGCCUCUUCCUGUCCCUUUACUACCUAACAUUUCCCCCCCUGCUAAAUCCUCUAAUAUAUGGUAUAAGUGUCCAUGCCAUUAGAGUCCAAGCCAUUAAAUACAUUUGCUGUAAGAAGUGAAUGGAAACAUAAUCAGAUAAAGUUUUGCUUUGUGUGUUGAUGUUUGUAGUUAUGUGUAAUGGAAGAUUUAACAAUAAGGUCAAAACACCUCUAACUGAAAUUCGCGUCCUAGUUUAAAAUAGGCCGGUUACCUCUAUACAGUCACAUUAGCCCCAGAUACCUUGGAUAUUCAUGACAGAAUUGUCGUGAUGGGACAGCAUAUUUGUAUAGUUUUUAUGUUAGUUUUACGUUUCACCUACAGUUUUCAUAGAUGUCCUGCAUGACUUUUUCUGUCGAUUCAUCCAAAAGUCUCACUAAGCUGUCCAAAAUCAAAAAGGUUCUUAAAACAUAUAUGGCUUGAUAAUUUGUAUCAAAUAUUCAGGUUUUCUGCCAGAGUGCCUCUUGGGGAUUUCCUGUAUGUUUUUGAUUCAGACUGCAGGUGGGUUUCGGUGCUUUUGUCCCAUCUAUGUCACCUUGCAGCCACUGCAGCUGGUGGAUUCUGCCUGGCAGAUGGAAGCUUAUCCUGGUUCCCACGCGACGUCACACUGAGACUGACUGCUCACUGUGGGAUUCAGUGUCUCCCCCUAACUGGGAGUAAUUACCUUCAUGCACAUCUGCAUUAAGCUGCCGGUGCUUCUAAACCCUGCUGACUCAAUAUAUUGUUCAUUCCACAGCGAAGAACAUGGCUCAUUUCGGUAAAGGCAGUACUGUGAUCUGGCUAAAUGGAGCAAUGAAGUUUUGAACGGCCCAAAUACAUCCUAAAGACUUCUGAUCAAACCGCCAUGUCAAAGCUCAAUAGAGACAGAUAAAAUUAAACCCUCCCCUAAUUUCCUUGACCCGUUUAUUAUUUAGGGGGGUGUGAUUAGUGCGCUGGGAAGCACCUUGGAUUCACUGGGUGUUUUUAUUUUAUUAUUCCGUAUAAAUGAUUCAGAAAUGCAUCACAACACACCCAUGUACUGUAAAGCGCCUUGGGGUGACUCUGCUGUGAAAAGCGUCAAUUGGAAAUAAAUUGGAUUGAAUUGAAUUGAAAACAUA